CCUUCCACCUGGAACUAUUCUCCCCUCCUUCCCAUCUGAUUCUCUCUCUAUCCAGCAGCCGGCCGCCGCACCGCACCGCCGCCUCUCUCCCCGUCCGCCUCUGUCUUCUUCUCCCCUCGUCUCCUCGCACGUCGCGGCCGCGGCCGCUCAGGUUACGUACAGGUGCCAAACCCCCCAAAUCAGAAGCAGUGAGCCGCCGCCGAUGCACGGAUGCAGGCAACAGACAAUUUCGGGGAACAGACAUCGGGGCCUGUUCCUGCAACCAAUUUCGAACAAGUUGUGAUGACCUAUCCGGACCGGGCCCUAGAGCCGAGCCACUCGGGAGCAGGGCUGCGCAUGGAAAAGAAACACGUCGGCAAACAAGCAAUCCCGGAAGGAGGUCUCCAGUCGAUUGGUGAAAUUAAUCAGGGACAUGCAUCAAAUGGUAUUGGCACAACUGUGCAAGGACUGUUGGCAGAUAUGUUGCAUAAACAAACCAACUCGGUGGACCCUACAGUGCAGCAAGCUGAAGAACAAGACCAAUUACACGAUGUCACAGAAGGGCAUGAAUUGUGUAGCAAUGAUACAAGCAGUGGAAGCGAUGCAGGUAGCAGCUCUGGGAGCGAGUUGGAUACUGAACUAGGAAAAUGCUUUUACCCUAGUAUCGAGGCAUUGGAGAAUUCAAGACCACCAGAAGUUGGAAUGAAAUUUCCUACCCUUGAAGAUGCAGAACGUUUCUAUAGCACACAUGCUAUGCUAACUGGUUUUGCAGCAAGGAGGGGAACUAAUUACAAGAGAAGGAAGUUUCACCUACUAUGCAACAGAAGUGGUAAAUUAAAGCCAACUCAGGACCUGCAGAGGAAGAGGAAGGUUAAUGUUUUGGGCUCACAGUGCCAAGCAAAGGUGAUAGUGAAGCUCCAUAAUGAGCAAUGGGAGUUCACAGGAGUUAAGCACGAGCACAACCAUCCAUUAUGUCCAUCCCCAUCGCUCACGAGUUUCUUUUUGGAUCAUAAAUACUUGUCAAGUGAAGAAAAGUUAUUUCUAAGAGUUCUGCAACAAAGUAGGGUAAAUCCAAGGAAAGCUAUGAAUAUUUUCCAGAGAAUGAGAAGCAACUUUGGAAAUGUAUCAUCAUCAAACGAGAAAGAUAUGAGCAAUUCACAGUGUGUAGACCAAUGGAGAAAAGAAAAUUCAGAUGUUGAAACCUCACUGAAGCGCUUCAAAGAACUGGAGCUGCGGAACCUAGGAUUUUCCUACACCAUGCAAAAAGAUGAAGAUAACAUAGUUAGGACUCUUUUCUGGACUGAUGCAAGGUCGAAAGUAGAUUAUGAGAUUUUUGGAGAUUUCAUAGCGUUUAGCACUACCUAUAGCACUAAUAGGCAUAAUAUGCCUUUCACCCCUAUCAUUGGAGUGAAUAAUCAUGGGCGAAUCCUUGUGUUUGGAUGUGCCUUGCUACAAGAUCAGAAAGCUGAAACCUUCAAAUGGAUGUUCCAGACUUUCUUGCAUGUGAUGAGAGGGAAACUGCCAAAAACAAUCAUAAUAGACCAGGAUGAAGGUAUGGUGAAAGCAAUUGCAGAGGUCAUGCCACAAGUAAGACACAGGCUUUGCAAGUUCAGCGUGAUGCGAAAAGCACAGGAAAUCCUAGGGGCCUUCAUGGCAGCAAGGGGCAACAUGAAUGCAGAGCUGCACAGCUUGGUAGACAACUCACUGACAGAAAAGGAAUUUGAAGAGGGAUGGGCUGUGCUCAUUGAGAGAUAUGAUGCAAGUGAAAACGAGUACCUCCGACUCAUGUGGAAAACAAGGAAAAACUGGGUGCCUGUUUAUUUCCAGGCAGAUUUCUACCCAUUCGUCGAGUCAGCUGAACAUGGUGAGGGGUCAAACUUAUUAUUCAAAGACAAUGUGCUUCCUAAGGACAGAAUCGAGAAGUUUAUCGAGCAAUAUGAGAGGAUACAAGAGGGCAUAGUAAAAACAGAGGAAGAGGAUACAUUGCAGUCAGCAACUGAACCAGCAUACUUCUCCAUGCAGCCAAUAGAAAAGCAUGCAGCGCGUAUAUACACAAGGCAAAUAUUUCUGAGAGUACAGAAAGAGCUAUACUAUUCUACAGCACUCAAUGCACAUGAGAUACAAGGUGGAGCAGCGUAUAGACUCGAAAAGGUCUUCGACUACGAGAACCCUGAGUUUGACAGAAACUCUUUUGAAGUGCUAGUUGAACCUGGCACCCACACAUUCAAGUGCCAAUGCGCAAAGUUUACCAGGGAUGGGAUUUUAUGCUGCCACAUAUUCAGAGUUUUCACACAGCUCGGAGUCAUCGAAAUACCAGCGCAGUACAUAGUGCCCAGAUGGGCCCGUGAAUUCAGAGAGGAACGGCUGAAAGAGUACGAGGAGAAAUGCUCGAAGAGAACAGAAGACAGAAAGAGAUGUGCGAUGCUAUUGGGUAAAAUGGCCGACAUCGGCAAGGGGGUAUGCGCGGACAGUGCGAAAAGCGGCUGCUUCAUGCUCGAACUGGACAAGGUUCAAGAAAAGUUGGUGGGUGCUGAUGAUCAGAUCGUAUUGUGGAGCAAAUGAGAGUUAGCGAGUUUGGUUGAUGUCUUUAUCCUGGGACGAAGUAGAAUAGUUAGCAUGUUCAGUUUAGCGUAUGAUAGAGGUAAGAUUCCAGGAAAAUGUAGGGUAGUCUUGUGUGAGACUCGGUAGUGAUGAGGACUGGAUACCUCUGAUCAUCCAACAUUUUUGCCUGCUAUGUGUUUUCUUCUGUUCCUCCUCUUAUAUGACAGCACAUUCUGUCGAGUUCAGGUCGUGUAUCCUGAUUGUGGCCAUUAUCGAGGAACUUGAUAAAAUGGCAUUCUUUUCUUUGGCGCU
Triticum dicoccoides is the source of this 2832-nucleotide messenger RNA. Its product is annotated as protein FAR1-RELATED SEQUENCE 9-like. Lineage: Eukaryota; Viridiplantae; Streptophyta; Magnoliopsida; Poales; Poaceae. Gene Ontology annotation, molecular function: zinc ion binding. The record is from RefSeq and is a predicted model, not a curated record. The transcript is spliced from 5 exons. Bases 211 to 2541 code for a protein of 776 amino acids. Gene Ontology annotation, biological process: regulation of DNA-templated transcription.